CAAAAGGAUCUCUCACCUUCAUUAGCUAGAUUUCCUUACCACAAGUUUCAGUCUGCUGUCAUCAGAAGUGUUGGUUUCUCAGGAAUAACUUCUGUGUCAGUGUAAUACCAUGUCCAUGCUCAAAGUCCUGUGCUGUGUGCUGUUAACGUCUCACUUCAAUGUGGGGAAGAAAAUCAAGGGACACAGAGGAGUGGACACAGAUCAGAGGGGAGUCCUGAGGGUGAACGAGCUGCAUGUCAGCAGUUCGGUCUUCAGGCUGUUUUUAGAAGGUGAAGACACCUGCACACUGGACCCUCUGCAGCUGCACACGCUCACCUCCUGUGGCUUCAACAGCAGUAAUCCCCUCAUCAUCAUCACUCACGGGUGGUCGUUGGACGGUAUGAUGGAGAGCUGGGUGCACAGGUUAGCUACUGCUGUGAAGACGGCUUUAAAAGUCAACGUGGUGAUUACUGACUGGCUGUCCCUGGCUCACCAGCACUACCCCACAGCUGUACAGAGCACCCGCACUGUUGGGAAGGACAUCGCUCACCUGCUGCAAUCACUUCAGGUACACUUCCAGUACCCGGUUAAAAAGGUUCAUUUGAUUGGCUACAGCCUCGGUGCUCACAUCUCUGGAUUUGCUGGAAGCUAUCUAGAGGGUUCACAGAAGAUAGGAAGAAUUACAGGUCUGGAUCCAGCUGGGCCUCUGUUUGAAGGCAUGUCUUCCACAGACAGACUGUCUCCAGAUGACGCUGAGUUUGUUGAUGCCAUCCACACCUUCACCCACGAGCGAAUGGGCCUCAGUGUGGGCAUCAAGCAGGCUGUGGCACAUUAUGACUUUUACCCCAACGGAGGAAACUACCAACCAGGAUGUGACCUGCAAGACAUUUACGAGCACAUAAGUACCUAUGGCCUCCUAGGUUUCGAGCAGAACGUGAAAUGUUCUCAUGAGCGCUCUGUUCACCUCUUCAUCGACUCGCUGCUGAAUAAAGACAAACAGAGCAUGGCCUACAGGUGCAGAGACCAAAGUGCUUUUAACAAAGGUGUGUGUUUGGACUGUCGGAAGAAUCGCUGCAAUACGCUGGGCUACGACAUCAAGAAGGUCCACAGCGGCACCAGCAAAAGACUCUACCUGAAAACAGGCCAGCGGAUGCCUUACAAACUCUAUCAUUAUCAGUUCAGGAUCCAGUUUGUUAACCAGAUGGUGGGGAUCGAGCCCUAUCUCACAGUCGCCCUCUCUGGAACAAAGGAGGAGAGUGGAGACUUCAACAUCGAUAUCACUGAAACGAUUUCAGGUAAUCAGACCUUUACCUUCCUGAUCACCCUGGACAAAGACUUAGGUGAUCUGAUGAUGCUCAAGUUGCGCUGGGAGGGAUCGGCAUUGUGGAAGAAAAUGUGGAACCGGGUGCAGACCUUCAUUCCCUGGGGCAGGGGGCAGAAGAAGCCAGUGCUAACAGUGGGACAUUUCAAGGUCAAAGCUGGAGAGACACAAGAGAGGACAUCUUUUUGUGCCAAGACGAAUGAUGGACAAGAACUUGAGAUUUCGCAAGACAAAAUAUUUGUUCGCUGUAAUGAUCACACAUCAACAAAACAGCGAAGAAGGAAACACAACUAACAGACUUGUAUGAUCAGUUUCCUGUUCAACAGACUGAAGAACUCUGAAAACUGGAUGACAUUCUGUGACCUUCUAAAUAUCUUAAGUUGACUUAAAGUUGUAGCCAUUAACAAAUAGCGGUAUGGUUUUAAGGGAGAGCUCAAUUCAGGGAAGCUGAAACUAGUUAAACUAGCAACUAAUGAAUACAAUGUUUACAAUUUAUAGAAGCAUGUCUAAAUUUGAAAAUGUGAUCUUUUUACUGGUAAAAUAAGUAUUGUUUGUGAUUUUUGCACCCUAACCAAACUGAAGUUUAAAGAGCAAGCAGAGAUCUACAUGUCAUCGAUGUCUACAAACAGCUCAGUGUUUGCCAAUUUAAAUAUUAACCAGACGGGACAAAAAGUCAACGACCUCUGGGUGAUGGUGAUCCCAGUCGUAUGUACAUUUCUGUUCUUUUUUUUUUCUGUAAAUGUUCUAUGUAAUAUUAUUGAACUCAUAAUUUAUGACCUCACAUUACUCUUGCCAAUAACAGUAUUUAAAUACAUUUUAAUCAAACUUCAACCAGAGCAAUAAAUAAACUAUGUUGUUUUCUA
Notolabrus celidotus (New Zealand spotty) is the source of this 2163-nucleotide messenger RNA. It is a transcript of the gene lipca, whose product is annotated as lipase, hepatic a. NCBI's taxonomy places the organism in Eukaryota, Metazoa, Chordata, Actinopteri, Labriformes, Labridae. Gene Ontology annotation, molecular function: apolipoprotein binding; triacylglycerol lipase activity. The transcript is spliced from 9 exons. Bases 110 to 1594 code for a protein of 494 amino acids. Gene Ontology annotation, biological process: lipid metabolic process. The record is from RefSeq and is a predicted model, not a curated record.